Molecule: messenger RNA, 1881 nt
Organism: Boleophthalmus pectinirostris (great blue-spotted mudskipper)
Lineage: Eukaryota; Metazoa; Chordata; Actinopteri; Gobiiformes; Gobiidae
Gene: caprin2
Product: caprin family member 2
Exons: 18
Coding region: 1-1881 (626 amino acids)
Biological process (GO): positive regulation of canonical Wnt signaling pathway
Cellular component (GO): cytoplasm
Molecular function (GO): signaling receptor binding
Source: RefSeq, a predicted model, not a curated record
AUGGUGCACCUGUCCCUGACCCCGCCCCCUGAGCCCUGUCACCGCGGCGACGCCCUCCCGGAGCGUCACGUGACCAGCCCGAAGGCGGGGUCACCCGCGGAGGGGGCGGAGCUCGCCGAGACGAACGGCGAGACGUACGAGAAGACGUACGCCGGCUACGAGAACUACAUCGAGAACGGACUCCUCUGCCUCAAGCACAAAGUCCGCAACCUGGAGAAGAAGAAGAUGAAACUGGACGAGUACAGGCUGCGUCUGCGGAGAGGAGAGCUGCUGAACAGAGACCAGAUGGCGUCGGUGGAGAAGUACGAGGAGGUUCUUCAUCAUUUGUCGUUGGCUCAGGAGCUGCACAAAACUCUGGACUCGCUCACACAGAACCUGCAGAAGAUCCUUCAGAGUCUGGACCUGGACCGGGUCCGGACCGACCUGCUCUCCGGACUCAACCGGGCCCCCAAAGUCCAGGUCCAGACCCUGCACCGUCUGGACCAGCUCAGACCUCUGCUGGGACUAACCCGGGACUACACCCUCAGUCUGGAGGAGCAGAUGGAGCAGGCGGCUGGACUCUACCUGGACCUUCUGGACGCUAAAGACGAGUCUGUGGUCGGCUCCACGUUUAAAGAGCUGAAGGAGGAGCUGGACCUUCUGCUGGAGAGUCCGUAUUUCAGAUCUCUGCCUCUGGACCCCGAGACCUCAGACUCCGCAGACUCCACCGACUCCACAGACCCACAGGGCAAAGCUUCAUCCAGCUCCAGCUCAGAUCAGUCGGUCUCGGGUCCGGUCCUGGCUCCGGUCUCGGUCCAGACCUGGGACUCGGACUUCGGGGCCCUGGAAGACCGAGAGCCUCCGGAGCAGUGGGACUCCGCCUCCGGCUCCCCGGCCGUCGACGAGAGGCCGAACCCCGGCAAACCCUGGAGAGGAGGCGCCGCCCUGGUGCCCAAGAACCACCAGAACCACCAGAACCACCAGAACCACCAGAACCCCAGGAGACACGGAGACGGAGACGGCAAACGGAGGAAAGAGAAGAAGAUCCGAAGAGAAGAACUGAACGUGGACCUGCAGAUGGACGUCUUGUCUCUGCCCUCAGACCCGGACCUUCGCAGACAGAGACUGGAGCAGCUCCUGAACCAGACGCACGGAGCCUUCAGCUUCAUGCAGGACUCGGUGUUGGACGGUGACUCCUCCCCCUCCAGACCCCCCCACAGACUGAGGAGACGAGCCUCUGGGUGCCCCUCCCCCCUGGCUCAGUGUGACGUCAGGAGUCCCUGCAGUUCUCUGGCCAAGACUCUACACUCCACUCCGCUCCCCGCUCGUCGCCUGGAGCCUAAACUUCUCUCCGAGUCGAGUCUGGAGCCGAAGGACCUGCAGCUGCCCGCGGAGCCUCAGAGUCCUGCGCUGGUGAAGCCUCCCCCGUCCCCUCCCCCCUUCACCACCCCCCCCUCCAGACGACCGCUCCCCUCUGCCAACUUCAGCGUCCUGCACACGGUGUUUAAGGUGAACCCCACACUGCCCCCUACAGACUUCUCUAAGGCGCCGCAGGAGCUCGGGGCUGGAGUGAGCAGCAUCAGCACACAGACGCCCCCGGAGUUCGCCCCCCCGGAGGACGACAUGGGCUCUGAUGAGGACGUGAGUCUCACAGUCAGUUCGACACAAGAAGUGACCAUGUCCCGCAGACGGGGACUCGCUCCCGUCAGUUUGACUCUGGAUGUCGACUCGACUGUCCCGCACAAUUCUCACACAGACUGUCCCGCAGACCGGGGACUGUCCCGCAGACCGGGACUGUCCCGCGACCUGCAUCGACGUCGUGACCUGUCGCAUCACCUACUGCACGGUGUGCUUGAGUGCAUGGCUGAGGGGACUUUCCGAACUCUAAGCGGCAGACAAUGA